Messenger RNA from Vombatus ursinus (common wombat), 1879 nucleotides. It is a transcript of the gene IL20, whose product is annotated as interleukin 20. The transcript has 6 exons. NCBI's taxonomy places the organism in Eukaryota, Metazoa, Chordata, Mammalia, Diprotodontia, Vombatidae. Bases 338 to 913 code for a protein of 191 amino acids. The record is from RefSeq and is a predicted model, not a curated record.
CAGUUUACUGAGGCACGCAGCAGGAUGCUUGGUGGAGGGGUGGAGCGUAGCAGGGCUGGGGCUGUCUGACCUGAACCAGGCAAAUAAUGAUGAUAGAAAGCAGAUUUGGGUCUACUGUGAUUAGCUAGAUUCUGAUCUGCCAUAUCUUAAUUUUGUUGCCUCUGGCUGGGGAUGGCUAUGGGAGGAAGGACUAGGUUGGCAGGGAUAUCUUUUUGCUUUGAGGAGUCCCCGCUGGAAAGGUCUAUGUGAACUAACACAGUGUGCCUGUUCCAACACAAAGCAUUGUUGGGAUGGUCUGCAGCAAUUGAAAUACAACUUUAAGAGAGAGUGUGUUACAAUGCAAAAUUCUUCAUCCAAGUCAACACCAGAUCCUUGCCUAAAUAUGAAGGGCUCUUUUUUCUCCAGAUGCCUUUUCUCAACUGUGUUUUUACUAUUUGUGUUGCCCUCUUUGGGACUAAAAAGACUCCACUUGGGAAGCUGUGUCCUCUCCAUGAACUUUCAGGAAAUAAGGAAUGAAUUUUUGGAGAUUAAAGGCUAUGUGCAAGCUGAAGAUGAAAAUUUGGACAACAGAAUCUUGAAGAGCUCAGAGGCUUUGCAAGACAUAAAGCCCACAGAGAGGUGUUGCUUUUUCCACCACUUAUUGAGGUUCUACUUAGACAGAGUGUUCAAAAACUACCAGACAUCCAAUUACCACAUUCGCCGGAAGGUCAGCAGCAUCGCCAACUCCUUUCUUGGAAUCAAGAGGGAGCUUCGACUCUGUCAUGACCACUUGAUGUGCCACUGUGGGGAGGAAGCAAAGGAGAAAUACACCCACAUUCUGAGUCACUUUGAGGAGCUAGAUGGUCAGAAGGCUGUGGUCAAGGCCCUGGGAGAGCUGGACAUCCUCCUGAGAUGGAUGGAAAGAACUAAAUAAGAAGAAAAAAAGGCCACCUUUGUGUUGAUCCCUCUGUGGGAGUUCAACCCUCAAUAACACUCACUAAGCUAGUUCAGAACGGCUCUUUCCUUCAUCAUGUAAUAACCUGAUUAUUUAUUCCAUCCAUGGUUUGUGAUCACGGAGCAGUCCUAUGCUCCACGUCCCUACAGCUGAGUUUGAUAGGAUGGUUUUGUUGCCCCCUUUUCUUUAAUGGCAUGUAUUUAUUAAUAUUGUAUAUUUAUUGUUUCUUUUUUAACUUUUUAAUGUGUUAUUUAUUUUUUAUUUUGAUAAUGUUAAGCCUCUCCUUAUUUAUGUCUGUCAAUUGAAACUUUUUGUGCCUGUCAUUAAUGCCUCUUGAAUUUUCCUUUACCUGAAGGUCUUUUGAGUCUAGAAAAAUAUAUGUGACUAUUGAACAGUCAGGUCACCUUAUCUUUCUAAAUAUCAGUUUCUUCAUCCGUGAAAUUAGGGCUUGGACUAGUUGAUAGGGUACUGGACUUAGAGUCAGGAAGGCCUGGGUUCCAAUCCUGCCUUAGCUUCUUGGAAGUGACCCCAAGCAAGUAACCCAAAGGCUUCUGGUAAUUUCUCUAGGCCUCAGUUUACUCAUCUGUAAAGUGGGAGGAUUUGGCUUGAUGGCCUACAAGUUACCUUCCAGCUCUAAACCUAUGAUGCUAUGACUCUCUGGUCUUUAAGUUUUCCUUAUCUGUGAAAUGCUUACAGUGCCUACCUCACAGGAUUCUUUUGAGGAUUGUAUGAGCUAAGAUACAAGGCUCAAUUGUUAUCUCCUUAAAAAAGAACUUUCCUGAUUUCCUCAGUUGUUUUCACCUUCACCUCCCUCCCAUAUGUACUUAUUUAUAUCCUGUAUUUAUUUAUCUGUGAAGACGUUGUAAUACUCCAAUACAAUGUAAGCUCCACAAGGGUAAGAUUCAUUCCUCUUUUGUAUUUGUAUCCCUAGAGCCUAGCACAGUG